CACACCACAGGACCCUUAAUGUUAAAAAAAAGAGAGAGGGUAAAACCGGGUUUCAGUGAUAUCAUAACAUGGGGAACUUGACAAAAAAAAAGUAUAAAAGACACGGGGAUAAUUCUAUAUUAUUAUAGUACCAUAUUUAUAUAUUUAAUACAACCAAAUGGAAAAAAAUGAUUUACCUGACUUGGAGCGCUUGUCCACUAAAUUUUUUCCUAGUCCAGUUGCAGAUCACGAAGAAUAUAAAGAGCAUAAGAAACAUCGUGUGGUAGUUGUGGCGUAUGAUCAUUCGCAUUAUGGAGAUGCUGUCAUUGCAAAAUCAAUCCGUCUCGGGUUAUUAAGACCUACGGACGAUAUUCGGAUCCUUCAUAUCGUAAGUCAAACGGAUUACCGUACUCUAUUCGACCCCAUGAUAUCUGCACAAAGUACUUCGGGUGGAUUUAAUGAGGAGAAUUUAGACAACACUUUAUCAAAUGUAGCGGACGCAUUUAUUCACGAAAUUAUUAAUUCUUUACGAAAAAUUGGGUUUACGCAUGUCAAAUCAGAAGUUUUAAGGGGUGACUCAAAGGAAUCUAUCACGGAUUACUGUCGUAUGGCAAAACCCGUAUUUAUUAUAACUGGUACUCGUGGUCUUGGUGCCAUCAAAAAAGCAGUGAUGGGUUCUGUCUCAAGCUAUCUGACAAGGCAUUGUCCCUGUCCUGUCAUGGUCAUGAAACUUGAGCAAUCUGAGAUUGAUGCUCGUAAUGACUUGAACAGCCAAAAAGAUCAAACGUUUGCCGACAUAUUAGCUUCAAUGACGGCACAAAAGUGAUGUGUGCCAAGAAUCAUCGCACUUGUUGAAGUAGUCAAAUCUUUAAAAAUAAACUAAAGUUAUAAUGAUUAACGUUGUGUUUUUGAACAGCUAUUUAACGAAUGAUGUACUAUCAGGUUGAUUGAAAUACUUUAACUCAUUGGAGUUUCUUUGUAGUGUCACAUUAAUAUUUUAUUUACGCCAAUUAUAUUUUCAGUACUGAAAUAUUCCAAGUAUUGGACGGUUGUCUUAUUUGAGACUAAAACUAGAUAU
This is a messenger RNA of Mucor mucedo, 1057 nucleotides long. RefSeq lists its product as uncharacterized. The coding region runs from base 158 to 805 and encodes 215 amino acids. NCBI's taxonomy places the organism in Eukaryota, Fungi, Mucoromycota, Mucoromycetes, Mucorales, Mucoraceae. The transcript is spliced from 4 exons. The record is from RefSeq and is a predicted model, not a curated record.